AUUGUCUGAAAGGGUGUACACCCAAGUGGAUCUCUGUUAACCAAUCCAGUGCAGGCCCAGACACUACUAUCAGCUACUAUUGGACAGGAGGAAAGGAUAUUGAGCCAUCUAUCACAGUGUGAGCACAGCCAAAGCUCAUGCAUUCACAGACUUCCCUUUUAUUGAUGAGAAAAGGGGGGGGAUUCUAUUGAAUGUACACUGGGGGAGGCGAGCACCCUAAAAGGAUUCACUGACACACACAGAGACCCUUCACCAAACCGAUAAGGCAGGGGGACAGGGUUAGCCCUCCAACAGACAUAGGGAUGAGCACAUGGAGAAUUCACCGGAGACCUCAUUAGUCCCUUGCGGAAAGGACAAGUAUAUUUCCAAGAAUGAGUUGCUGUCUCAUUUAAAGAACUAUAAUUUAUAUUAUGAAGGACAGAACCUACAACUGAGACACAGAGAGGAAGAAGGCGAGUUGAUUGUUGAGGGUCUUCUCAAUAUAUUCUGGGGUCUAGGGCGCCCCAUUCGUCUUCAGAUGCAGGAUGACAAUGAGAGGAUUCGUCCACCUCCCUCUUCCACAUCAUGGCACUCGGGCUGCAAUUUGCUCUCCCAGCGACAAGUGGCUAAGCAAGACACAAUCCCAGAUAUACAGAUAACAGAUGUUUCGGAUUCACCCAAUACAGAAGAGGAAGAUGUGAAACAGUCACAGGAUGAAGCACCUCAGCUGAUGCGGACUAGGAGUGAUGUUGGAGUUCGCCGAAGGGGAAAUCUGCGUACACCAGGAGAGCAGAGACGCAUCAAACGCCAUCGUUUCUCCAUCAAUGGGCACUUCUACAACCACAAGACAUCAGUGUUUACUCCAGCGUAUGGAUCAAUAACCAAUGUCCGAAUAAACAGCGCCAUGUCCACACCUCAAGUACUCAAACUCCUCCUCAAAAAAUUUAAGAUCGAGAAUUCUGCUGCAGAGUUCUCUCUCUAUAUGGUGCACACGAGUGGAGAGAAGUGGAAGCUAAAAGAUUGUGAUUAUCCUCUCGUUGCUCGUAUUCUGCAAGGACCCUGUGAGCAAGUGUCUAAGGUUUUCCUAAUGGAGAAGGACCAGGUGGAAGAAAUCACGUAUGAUGUGGCACAAUAUAUAAAGUUUGAAAUGCCUGUUUUGAGCAGCUUCAUCCAAAAGCUAAAGGAGGAAGAAGACAGAGAGGUCACCAAGCUAACGAGAAGGUAUACAGCUCUACGAGUAGUAAUCGAGCAGCGUUUACAUGAUAUGGCCCGCAGCCCUGCCACCAUGUAGCAAUCAGGUCUUCUUGGACUCUCUGUAUCAGUAUUCCUGUGGGCUGCUGACAUCAUCCCUCUGUACUAAAACCAAAGGAGUUGACUGGGAAGGACCUGCAUCUUUCUUAAAUAGUACAUAAAGCUUCACCUCUCUGCUUCCAGACCAAGAGGCCCCGUAUUGCUCUGCCUCGCGUUCACUAAUACAUUUCCAAAGUUACUGGAAUGAGAAGACCGUGGGACUCUAAGUAUUACAUAAGUGUUGCUAUGGCCAGCUUUUACAUUCCAACAGCAUUCCCUUUUGAACCUAAACGGUUUGUAAUAUUACAUUGGGUCCCCCAUAGAACGCUCUUAUUUUACCUAAACAACUGGACAAUUCCAUGAACUAACAAGAAUAAAACAUGUAGGAGAAAGGCAAACUAGUAAUUUUAGAAGGAACAAGCACUUGAAACAGGAACAAGAAAAUCCACGUGCGGGUCUAUUCACUGGCGUGGUGACUUGACAAUGACUUAUUUAGGUCUACAGAGCAGGGUUAGAAAUCUUCAACUCCUUGGAACCAGAAACUUUUCCAUAUUUGCUACUACACAUUAAAUGUUGCAAGUUUGUUUUCGCUUCUCUAUAAUUCACUGGAAAAGGAUAUGAGUUUUGAAAAAUGGUUCAAUUUGGCUAUUUUGAUCUAAAAUUUGCAAUUUCCAAGACAAUGCUUUUAGCAUUUCCAAUUCAGUGAAUAGAUCCUAAAUAAUUCAUAUGGCACCUUAGCUACUUCAAAUGUGUUUGCUGCCCCCUCCACAGUCACCUGUUAAUUAGUAGACAAGGACUAUGUGUAAUGACAGUCAUAUAUCACAGAAUUAGAAUUGAUGGGAUUGCUGGGUGCGAUGCAUAAAGACAGGUACGUUUUUGCUGUAGGAUAAAGAGCUUAUUUUUUGCUAAGCACAUAACUUUUAAUGAAAAGUUUGAGAUAUUGUUUGUAAUAAAAAUUUAAAAAAAAAGAGAAAAGCACAAAGGUAAGUUGUUUUUUAGAAACGUGUAAGUAAGUUUUGGCAGAAGUGAAGCCAAAUAGUAUUAUAAUGUAUAGAACAAUAACAAUGGUCUUUGAGAAAUAUUAACCGUUUCAUUGGCAGACGCUGUGAGAAUUGCAAAACAUUGUUCAAUGAAAUAAAAAAUAAAAAAAUAUCCCCAUUCCAGGCAGAGGAUUGCAAAUAUAAUUUAUUUACUACUUAAUAAAGCCAAGGGUUGAAAAAAUCAUGAGCCUUUUGCAUCAAGGCUACAUCUAACAUAAGUGUAUACCUGUAACACAUAGUGAUAAUAACAUUGCUACACUUUGUGCUGAGCUUCCAAAUUUUGUUUAAUACUCUUGUUUCUUUUUCUAUCUAACAAAUGUGAAUUUUGCAGCAGGAAAUGUUUACUUCAUGGCACAUCUGCCCAUUUCUGAAUAAAGCACUUUGCAGAAACAUC
Pelobates fuscus (common spadefoot toad) is the source of this 2703-nucleotide messenger RNA. RefSeq names its product Ras association domain family member 2 (gene RASSF2). Bases 311 to 1270 code for a protein of 319 amino acids. Gene Ontology annotation, biological process: positive regulation of protein kinase activity; positive regulation of JNK cascade; signal transduction. The transcript is spliced from 11 exons. Lineage: Eukaryota; Metazoa; Chordata; Amphibia; Anura; Pelobatidae. Gene Ontology annotation, cellular component: nucleus; cytoplasm. The record is from RefSeq and is a predicted model, not a curated record.